UAGGCCAGCAGAAAUCAUCCCACGACUUCUCCGCAGGAACCUCUGUCAUCUAAUCCGGACAUCGACGACAACCCUUUUCUCAUUCUCAACUCCAACUCACCCAAGACCACACGAGAACCAUCACAUCACCGACCGACCAACACCCCCCCUCACCUCAAAAAAAAAAGAAAAAAUGACACCACCACCACCGCUCUUCCACGCGCUCCUCCGCCCGGCCGUCCUCCAGAUCCUGCGCGCGACGGGCUACCACAGCGCCAAGACCUCGGUCAUCGACUCCGUCACCGACCUCGCCGCCCGCUACUUCCUGCACCUGUGCCAGCUGACGGCCGUCUACGCGGCCCACAACAACGACGAGCUCCCGCUGCCGGCGCUCCUGGCGCGGCCGCACGGGACCGAGAACGGGAUCGGCGGCGGCGGCAGCAGCAGGCGUAGUAGCACCGCUGAUAACGACGGCGGAGGCACCGGUGGGGUUGGUGUUGGUGUUGGUGUUGGGGUUGGCGGUAGCGGUAGCGGUAGCGGGGGAGCAGCGGCGACGGUGAACCCCGUGAUACCGGCGCCGACUAUCGUCGACGUGCGCAUGGCGCUGCAGCGGGCCGGCGCCCUCCUGCCCGAGCGGCUCCCCGAGGAGCAGGAGUACCUGGGCGAGGAGGAUGUGCGUGGCGUGGAGAAUUUUAUCGCGUGGGCGAUGGGGUCGCUCAACAGGGAGAUUACGAGGAUCGCGCUGGAUGGGGUGGAUGAGGCGGGGGAUUAUUUGGAUGCCCUGAAAAAGAAACACAGCAAGAAUGACGACGACUCGAAAUACUUGGGCACGCUACUCGGCAGGAGCAUCGAGCAUGGUGACGUCCUAGUCGAAGGGGGCGAGUGCCCGAGUAUUUUCGUCUGGGAGGAGCGGAGGCGGAUCGCGGGGCAGAAAACGCCUGAGCCGCCGGUCCUGCAGAAUCACUUCGGCGAAUUGAAUGGCGAUCAUUCCGUGAAUGGCGACAGGGAAGACUCACGGCCGCCUAGUUCGGGCCUGAGCUCGCUCGGCGAUCGCAGCAUUGCGGAUGAGAUGGAUCUGUCAUGAGACAAACGGAUUCAUAGGCAACGUGUGUUAGGGCAUUGUAGCAACGGAGGCAUGGGGAUAAUGAAGGGCCGCGUUGUGACAAGAUGGGAGGAGAGUAAAUAGGAAACCGAAGCAGCAUAGCGAUGGCGUUUGGAACUGGAUGCUAAUACAGA
Molecule: messenger RNA, 1215 nt
Organism: Chaetomium fimeti
Lineage: Eukaryota; Fungi; Ascomycota; Sordariomycetes; Sordariales; Chaetomiaceae
Exons: 2
Coding region: 173-1063 (296 amino acids)
Molecular function (GO): protein heterodimerization activity
Source: RefSeq, a predicted model, not a curated record